AUGACAAUUAAUAAUGUGUGUAGAGAGUUUUAUAGUUUGUGGAGGGUUUUCCCCGAUGAAUUGAAAGACUCUAAAGAAUAUAAUUUUAAUUUCGGAAUGCUUAAGAAUUACUGCCCUAAAUCUGGAAACUGCAAUAACGAUAUCGAUAAGAUUAAUGCUGGCUUUUUAUGGUUAUUUAAUGCAUUUUUCGGUAAACAUGGUUCUUCAGUUAUUAAUAAUACUUAUAAGGAUGAUACUGUAUGUAUAAUGAUAUGGUUAAGUUAUAUGUUAAACCUAAAGUCACAUGAUGGAAUCAACACAUUAAAAAGUUUUUAUUCUCAGCAUAUACAAAAUAACGAGAAGUACACUAAGAUUGAAGUUAAUGAUGAAACAUAUGACAAUUAUAAGAAAAUUAUAGAUGAAAUAAAGGAAUAUAUGGAUAUUAAUAUUAGUCACAUGUCUAGAUUUUAUAAAUUACUUAAAUUGUUAUGUAAUAUGAAUACUGCUUAUACGAGGAAUAGUAGUAGCAAAUGUUCAGAACAUGCUAAGAAAUUUGCUGAUGAAUAUGAAAAACUCUUUAAUGAUAAUGAUAAUAUUGAAGGCAGUUCAUACAAUAAAGUAUUACGUGUUUUAUCCAGAUAUUAUAAUAACUUUGAAAAAGGCAGAUCUUAUAAUAAUAUAUCAUUAUAUCUUCCUUCAUUAUCAACAGAAAAAACAUCCCGAAAAGUUAUUGUAGCAGGUUCUAAUGAAACUAAAAUAGAUGACUCCUCGAUUGGAAUAUAUCAAUCAAAUCUUGUAACGACACCCCUGAGUUUUAAUACUAUAUUAUCAGACUCAUCAAUACUAAAUAAAUUAAUUCGAGUUUUAUCGAUAUUAGUUGCAAUACCAAUUUUUUGGGGAAUUUCAUAUAAGUAUUCGUUAUUUGGAUUUCGGAAACGAUCUCAAAAACAAAAUUUAAGAGAAAAGCUAAAAAAAAUAAGAAGAAAAUGGAUGAUUAAUAUAUAA
Molecule: messenger RNA, 984 nt
Organism: Plasmodium yoelii
Lineage: Eukaryota; Apicomplexa; Aconoidasida; Haemosporida; Plasmodiidae
Product: PIR protein
Exons: 3
Coding region: 1-984 (327 amino acids)
Source: RefSeq, a predicted model, not a curated record